AUGGCACGGAAUACACACGGAGACUGUUAUGCUCGGCUACGACAAGUUGAAGUCCAGCAAGAUGUCAAAGAAAAUUCACCGCAGAUGAACUUCGAGUUUAGUAGAGACUUUGCUCUUCUGGAACGUCUCGAUUCUGAAACAAUCCUCGAGAUCUACCAGAAUUCAGAGGAACGGGGCAAGAAGCGACUAUAUGAGGAGAAACGGGCUGUUGUCUCAGCGCGGAUCAAAGAGGACUUGCAGCGAGACAACAAACGAAUCGGGGAAGAUCGCGAGUUGUUUUACAGGAUGGAAAGUGAGAAGGACAUGGACGCUGGGGCGUGUUUCAGAAAAUAUGCUUUGAGUUUGAUGAGGAACAAGCGUAGAGCGAAGGAGUUACAUUGGAAAGGGAAGUCAGAGCCAGCCGAGAAUGUUCGGGCAGAUGGGAAGAAUUCUCCUGAGGAUGUAGACUCACCCCUAUCGGACCCGCCAGAGAUGGAUUGUGAGUUGGAUUGGAAUGAUUCUGUAUCUGGGAAUGAGACAGAUACCCCAGGGAUCAAAAGUACGCCCCAGGAAGUCGAGUUCGAACGGGGAAGAGCCCUAACUAUACAGAAUAUCGAGGACUGGGAGUCUGUGGUAAAGGAAAGCGGUAGGGUGUAUGUUCUCCGUUGUGAAUGCUUCAAUAACGAGAACCGUUGGUACGGUUCGAAAGGCAAGACCGAGGACGGCAUCAGAAAAACGUGGAAAAAGCAUAGCAAUGAGUUCCACGAAGACGAAAAUGGAAUCAUACGGAAAAAAGACGUGGUAAAAAAAUUUGGAUACCUGGUUGAGGACGCAACUCUUAAAUGGUAUGAUGAUUUCAGGAAACGUUUUGACGAGAAACUUGGACGCAAGCGCAAGAAAACGAGCUCCAGACAUCUGUCGGAACGCCCUGGACAGUUCGGGGGCUCAGAUAAUUCUGCAGACUUCUCAGAGCGGGAAGAUGGUCACCGCCAUGACAAUGGCGAAGGUAGCAAAGUAAGCUCCGCAGAGAAUCAAUCAGUCUUCGUUCCUUUGGAGGAUACAGACGACAGCUGUGAUGGAGACGCAGAUGAAGAUCCUGUAGAGCUGGAAGGUCAAGACGGUCCUAAAAACCUAAAUCAUGGGAAAGAGGUACUCCCAGAAGGAAUCAAAAAUGAAGAAAUUGAAGAUAGAGGCCUUUUCAUGACACCGGCACCGGCGGACCGUGAUUUGGACAGAAAUUAUCAACCAAAUUUGCACAAUCAGACAGAAUCCAGUGAGUCUCAGGAUGGCUUGCAAACUAUUCAGAAUAUAGAUUCACCAGUGUUCCAUCAGCUGGGUCUAACUGGUCCUAAAGGACCCAAAAUUCCACCGAAUCUCACAGUAGUGACUUCCAACAGGUCCUCGAAUCAGGAAAUGUCUAAUCGUGCAGCGUCACCAUUUCCUCGCAAACGAUCGCCAGAGGCUGUUUCGGGUCUAAAACAGAAGCGAAGAAAGAUUAUCACAAGCUCAAGUGAAGAGAUAGAUUAUGAUGAAUGA
Molecule: messenger RNA, 1515 nt
Organism: Cadophora gregata
Lineage: Eukaryota; Fungi; Ascomycota; Leotiomycetes; Helotiales; Ploettnerulaceae
Exons: 4
Coding region: 1-1515 (504 amino acids)
Source: RefSeq, a predicted model, not a curated record